AAACAAAGUGGUGAACUUUAAAAAUCGUACAAAAAUAAUCACAGUUAAUAAUUUAAGUUGUUAUGAAAGAUUUAUGAAAUAAAUAAUGACAAUCACAGAAUACGUUCAAUCUCUUGGCGAUAAUCCUUACUUUGGAGCAGGAUCUGGGAUUUUUGCUUUGGGUGUUGGAGCUGCUCUUCUUCGUCGAAGUGCUCAAGCAAGUCUCAUUUUAUUCAGACGACAUUUUAUGAUAACUCUUGAAGUUCCAUGUAGAGAUAAAUCUUAUCAAUGGCUUCUUCAAUGGAUAACACAGAAAGGUGCACGCAAAACUCAGCAUCUGAGUGUGGAGACGUCUUUCCAGCAGAACAAUACUGGCCAUAUAAAAACAAAAUAUGAUUUUAUUCCAAGUAUUGGUACGCAUAUUAUGUAUUAUGGUGGAACUUGGAUAAAAGUAGAACGAGUAAGAGAGUCACACACUUUGGAUCUUCAUAUGGGAGUUCCAUGGGAAACUGUGACACUUACAGCUUUCGGAAGAGACAAGAACAUUUACUUUAAAAUGCUUGAAGAAGCUCGACAUCUCGCUUUAAAAUAUACUGAAGGGAAGACAAUAAUGUAUACAGCUAUGGGAGCUGAAUGGCGUGAAUUUGGACAUCCAAGAAAACGAAGACCAAUCGACAGCGUUGUUCUUGAUGAAGGAAUUGCUGAAAGAAUCAUAAAUGACUGUAGAGAAUUCAUAACUAGUCCUCAAUGGUAUGCAGAUCGCGGAAUUCCAUAUAGACGAGGCUAUUUACUGCAUGGUCCACCUGGUUGUGGUAAAAGUUCAUUCAUCACAGCGUUAGCUGGAGAAAUAGAAUUUGGUAUUUGCCUUCUCAAUUUAUCUGAUCGAGGCCUCACCGAUGAUCGAUUAAAUCAUCUCUUAAAUGUAGCUCCACAACAAUCAAUCAUUCUUCUUGAAGAUAUUGAUGCUGCGUUUAUGAGUCGUGAAGAGACAUCACAACAAAAAGCAGCUUAUGAGGGAUUAAAUCGUGUAACUUUUAGUGGUCUUCUCAAUGCUUUAGAUGGUGUUGCAUCGACAGAAGCGAGAAUUGUCUUUAUGACAACUAAUUAUUUAAAUCGAUUAGAUCCCGCGCUGAUUCGACCUGGUCGCGUUGAUCUCAAAGAAUUCGUUGGUCAUUGCACAACUUAUCAAUUGACACAAAUGUAUCGAAGAUUUUAUAACAGCCCUGACGUUGAAUUGUUUGCUACAAAAUUCGGAGAGAAUGUUAUGAAAGUAGGUAAGCCUGUGAGUCCAGCACAGUCGGUGAUGGAAAGGAAAGUGUAA
Clunio marinus is the source of this 1300-nucleotide messenger RNA. The record is from the annotation of a GenBank genome assembly. NCBI's taxonomy places the organism in Eukaryota, Metazoa, Arthropoda, Insecta, Diptera, Chironomidae.